This is a messenger RNA of Ostreococcus tauri, 3255 nucleotides long. Its product is annotated as Amine oxidase. The record is from RefSeq and is a predicted model, not a curated record. The transcript has a single exon. Lineage: Eukaryota; Viridiplantae; Chlorophyta; Mamiellophyceae; Mamiellales; Bathycoccaceae. Gene Ontology annotation, molecular function: oxidoreductase activity. The coding region runs from base 1 to 3255 and encodes 1084 amino acids.
AUGCCGCUCGAGCCAAACUUCGACGUCUCGGGAGACGAGAGCGAUAGAGCGGACGACGUAAAGGUGACGGGGCGAUCGCAGGCGCGAGAGAAUGUCACGAGUGAUCGAGUCGCUCUCGGUAUGGAUCGAAACGAUCCUACGACGUCACGUGGAGGUGGAGACGCGCCGCGAGGUUUGGACGCGCAAGCGGGCUCGAGGUUGGAGACUCAAGUGACACGCAAUCAGAGGCCUGAGGCGGUUGUGCGGCGGGUGCCAAGUGACGGAUCGAACGAGCAGCAGGUUUCAAAGGGCGGUGAUGCGAAGAAGACAGUUGCGAGCGCCGGUGCGAGUCUGAAAUCGGGCAAGGACUCAGCAAGUUCCACACAGUGGUGCGCGGUGACGAUGGUGGAAGUUUUCGGCGAAGAGCCAGUGCCUGGCGUACUUCUUGACAUAUCUAACUUCUUGCCCGACGCUGAAUCGCGAGCGAGAUAUCGUGCGGUUCGAGUGCUCGGAGAGAACGAAGUCAUGCUCUUGGGUGCGGGAAAUGAUGAGGCUAUCAGGACAGACAUAGAGUUCAUCAAAUUUUGUUCCGCAAAGGCGAAGGGAGAGGUGGCACCUUUGGAUAAUCCGGCAAAGUUAGCGACAGAAGCACGGCUAGUAGAACUCCCAUUGCGCGACGUACUUGAAAAGAAUCACAAUCCGUCAAAGCCCAGCAAAACCGGCGUGACUACUUGGUGGGAUGGCGAUGUUUACCAGUUACAGACUAAACUAGAAACCGUGGGUCGACGCGGAGCGAAGAAAUUUUACUCCACUUUUUUCAGGAUCGAUCAUGUCACCGGUAACGUGCUCGGUUUUCCAAACUGCAAUGCGAGAGGGGACGAGUCGCUUGGUUGUACUCAAACGCGACUGCGCUCGAUGAAAGCUGUGGAGAAAGUGCUCGGUAGAUUACGAGAACAGGCCCGAAAAUCAAGAGACCUAUGGAAGCAAUUUGAGAAAGAAUCGAGUUUUAAGGGUGCGAGGUUUGACGAGCCUGAUACGCUCAAAGAGCUAGGCGAAAUAAAAAGUGUAAAAAGGUACGAGGUAAACCGUGCUGGUGGACGAAAGAUGGUGGCGCCUAUUCCACAUCAACCUACUGUAUCUGAAAAGUCGAAGGGCUUAAAAAGGAUGAACCCAGAACCUGCAUCAGGCGCAAUUACAGAGACGUCCAAAUCCGCUCUCGCAAAAGUACUGAAGGUCACAGCAAGAAAAACGAAGAACGAGAAGGUGGAAGAGCAGACAAAGGGAACAAAUGGAGCGAGAAAGAAGAAGCAUGCGGAAGCAAUACAACCUUGGGGCGGACACAAGCCACCCACCGUGGUCGUCAUAGGUGCGGGGCCGGCUGGAUUGAGCGCAGCCCGGAGUUUGAAAGCACACGGUGUUGAAGUUGUUGUUCUUGAAUCACGCGAUCGUGCCGGCGGACGCUGUCACACCGUUGAGAUGAGCGCCAUGACGGAGUACGGUCUACCGAGUAUAAAUGUUGAUCUUGGGGCUUCGUUUGUACACGGAUGUCACACGUAUAACCCACUGUUCGUGAUCGCUAAGGAGAACAAAGUUACACUGAAUAAUGCUGGCGGCGGCUACAGCGCCGGCUGGGGUGAACGAGCUCUAUGGUAUGACACGGUGCAAGGCGGUCGCGUCAAGGAAAAAAUAGUACAACAAGCCUUCAGGCUGGUUCGAAAAUCGACUGAACUCAUGUUUCGGGACGAGUCGAGAGACGAGAUGCAACAACUCUACUCACCCAUCAAGCCGCCGGUAUCCAGCGGAAUGUUAGAGUCAGCGGCUAUUAACGCCAAACCGGUGCCAACGCAAAGGAUUCAUGUCGAUCAACAUGUGACUGAAGACUGCUCACUAGAAGAUGCUUUCAACCACGCCACCGAUAAAAUAACUAGUCAACUUCUCAACGGUGACAAGCGCUUUUCCCAACUGAAACCAGUUUAUGAAAACAUACCAACCGUCACAUGGGCGUAUGUCUCGCCGAUGAGUGAGAUGUCUUUUAGCAUCGCGCGAACGUUCAACAACGAAGUUCUCGAAGCAAAAGAACUGCUAGAGCGAGAUAUCGUUUCAGAAGACUCGGGAGACAAAGGCCAGGGGGCUGAGGCCAUGGAACCUAUCGAUUUGAGCGAUGGGAUGGUGGUCGAUGGUUAUAAAAAUCUCAUCGUAGACCGAUUGGUUGGACAAGGAAAAGAACAGUUGGACAUUAAGUACGAGCAUGCGGUUACACGUGUCACUCAGGUGAGAGAAAAUGAACGACAUAACAAGUUCGGGACUCGAGAGUAUGACGGAAUUUCGUACGACAUUGAGUGCUCAAAUGGAAAGAAUAUCAAGUGCGAUUACGUCAUAGUUACGGUGCCUCUGGGGGUCCUACAAAAGCAAAAGAUCGCGUUCGAGCCGUCUCUCAGCGAUGAGAAAUGGAAGGCGAUAAAACGUCUUGGGAUGGGUACUGAGAACAAGAUAUACAUGCGCUUCGCCGAAGUGUUCUGGCCUAAGGCAAAAUUUACGCAGUGUACGGACCUGCGAUACCGCUUUCUCAACUUGGAUGCCUACGGGAAGAAGAAUACGCUUUUAGCACAUGUUUCACCGCCGUACGCGAAUGAUUUUGACGGUAAAGUAGACGACCGCGAUGUCGUCCGAGACGUGUGCCGAAUUCUCCAGAAGAUGUUCAAACUGAAAGAGCUUCCAGUACCGUUAGACUCAAAGGUGACGAGGUGGGGCCAGGACGAGCACUCGUACGGCGCUUACUCGUACAUGAAGGUUGGUUCAUCGGUCGAAGACGUAAAAAAUCUGAGCGCCACUGAACAUGGUGGCCGCGUAUAUUUUGCUGGUGAAGCCUGCUCCAUCGAAGGCGCGCAGUGUGUUCACGGCGCCGUACUCACGGGCAACGCGGCGGCGAUGAACAUCUUGAAUCUAGGUAGAGUAGAAGUUCAUGAGAAGAAAAUCGUCGGCGGAUCUGCUGGCACGCAGUUACAUGACGACGUGAACUGGGCAAAGUGUUGCGAAUGCAAGAUUUUUCGCCGAGCGCCGCCGAGUUUCGAUGCGACUGCCAAGUUUAAAUGCAAGGAUGCCAUUGCUUGGAACACUUGGCUCGGCAAACUUGGAUGCGAGUAUCACGAUGGCACCUUUCUUCCUGACGCCCGGCACGAACGCCUCGUGCACAUACGUCCCGAUCAUCUCUCCAGCGCCCACUGUACACGGACGCGCGAUGCGAACGAACAGCUCUUAUGCUGUAGGAAGAUUUGA